UCGCGCUGCUGCAUAACGAGGUUUAGUUUCCUCCUCCUCCUCCUUAUAGGUGCUUAUGCGUCCCUUUUAUGCGUAUAGUGUUUUCACCUUCAUAUUGUUUUGAUUGGAAUGUUGUAAAGAUUGGGAUAGGUGUAAAAUGCCGACGGAGUCAGGGUUAAAGCUUAAGCUGAACAAGAAGCUCAAGAUUGCAUCGAGCACUUCUACGAACACUAGGAGGAGUAGGAAUUCUGAAAUUUCAUCGGACAAAGACAGGUCUCACACGAGGGAGAAUGGAUCAAAGGGAGACUUGAGAAAAAAGGGUAGAACUAAAGAAGCUCGAUCAGGUGAAGUUGGGCGUGAUGGGAGGUUUGUUGAGGGAGAGAAGACGAGACAAUUGAAUUUUAAUGGAAGAAAGAAGAGAGUAUAUGCAGAGGAGGAAACGGGACAAAAUGCAGAGUUAUACAAUGUUACUCAAGCAUCGAAGAAGAAGGUUUUUUUAAAGAAAGGGGAGAAGAAGAUGAAAGAGGGAUACGUCUCGGAAGUAAAAAAUAACAUUCUCAAAGUGAAGGUCAAGAAGGAACGUGAUAAAUUACCAAAAUUUCAACGGAGAGCCAAUGCAAAGGAGGCGUGUAAGGAACUUGUUAUGACUGAUGGCAGUGGAGCUAGCUUCACGAAAAAGCAUACAGAACAGAAAUCUGAAUUUAGCAAGGAUAAAAGCCAAAAUGUUGUGCUUCCUUCCAGUUCCGCCAAGAAAAAAGCUCGAGCUAAAGCCAAGGUGGAUGAUGAUGUAGAAAUAACAAAUGAGCAGCCAAAGAAGAGAAAAAGAGUAAUUAAGAUUGACCCGUAUGAUAUCUCAAACAAGCGACUAGAUGAUGGCAUUGUCAUAAGCGGAAUUGCAAAAGAAAAGAAAAAGGAGCCCGAGGAAAACCUUGUAAUGUCCAAGAAUGCACAAUUUCGUGCAAUACAACCUUGCCCUUCAAUUCUUUCAUUUGUGGAAAACAAUCUGUUGGGGCGGAGACGCUCGAUUGAGAUUAGAAGAGCAGGCUACAAUAUUGACCUUUCUGCACCCUUAGAUAAUGUCCCCUUCUCAACCAGCUUAGAAAGAGAGAGAAUAGAAGACAGUAUAUUUAGGAAUAAAUUGGAAUUUUUUGCUGCUGCGAAGAUUUCAUCUUCAUUUCCACCUCCAAAUCUUCCUGAGAUUGCAUUCGCUGGAAGGUCAAAUGUUGGGAAGUCAUCUCUUCUUAAUGCACUCACCAGACAAUGGGGGGUUGUAAGGACGUCAGACAAGCCUGGCCUUACUCAGACCAUUAAUUUCUUUAAGCUGGGAACGAAGCUUUGCUUAGUGGAUUUGCCAGGAUAUGGAUUUGCAUAUGCAAAAGAAGAAGUGAAAGAAGCAUGGGAAGAACUUGUCAAGGAGUAUGUUUCCACGAGGGUUGGCCUCAAACGAGUAUGCCUAUUAAUCGAUACAAAAUGGGGCAUGAAGCCAAGGGAUCAUGAACUUGUUGACUUGAUGGAAAGAUCACAGACUAAAUACCAGGUUGUGCUAACUAAAACAGAUAUGGUAUUCCCAAUUGAUGUGGCACGCCGUGCCAUGCAAAUUGAAGAGAGCCUCAAGGAGAACAAGUCUGUAGUUCAGCCUACGAUGAUGGUGAGUUCAAAGUCUGGAGCCGGCAUUCGAACUUUAAGAACUGUUCUGUCAAAGAUAGCACGAGUUGCUAAACUAUAGAGGAAGGCGGUGUCCUCAACCUCAAGCUUGAUUCCUUCGCAAUGAAUUUGACAGGCUUCUUGACGAAAGAAAAUAUAUAGGGCUAAUGGUCUCUCACUUCUGCCUAAUCUGCACUCAAUUGCAUUCAAUUUAGCUUUCAUAUUAAUUUACUGGAAAUCGCCUCUUAUUGAUUCAGCUUUGGAUCUGAAGCAUCACUUAGACAUUCAAGAUAGAGAAUUCGUUUUUCAAGUUGAAACUUCAUUUGAGCUCCUUUUCACUAUUCACUGGUAGGAUAGUAACCCCAGGCGAUGCAUUGGUAGAGAUUGUUUUGAUGGAAUAUAUACUGGUUCAAAUUAUUGUUUUCCUAAUUUUAAUUGCCCCGUGGGUGUGUGUGUAACCUAUGGGAAACUGCUGUUCACAGUCAAUGAGUGCAACCUCGGGCUCACGGGGCCAAGAUCUAGUUAUCAUUAUAAAGUCUUAUUUUGCUGCAA
Messenger RNA from Prosopis cineraria, 2175 nucleotides. RefSeq lists its product as uncharacterized. Gene Ontology annotation, molecular function: GTP binding. The record is from RefSeq and is a predicted model, not a curated record. Lineage: Eukaryota; Viridiplantae; Streptophyta; Magnoliopsida; Fabales; Fabaceae.